This is a messenger RNA of Xyrauchen texanus (razorback sucker), 4503 nucleotides long. It is a transcript of the gene fhad1, whose product is annotated as forkhead-associated (FHA) phosphopeptide binding domain 1. The transcript is spliced from 28 exons. Lineage: Eukaryota; Metazoa; Chordata; Actinopteri; Cypriniformes; Catostomidae. The record is from RefSeq and is a predicted model, not a curated record. Bases 87 to 3788 code for a protein of 1233 amino acids. Gene Ontology annotation, molecular function: protein binding.
GCAGGUUGUGACAGCAACAUGCCCACAAGAGGCCCGGUAAUACACAGAGUUUGGACAAAUGCAGAUGAAAACUAUAACUGGCUGAAAUGAGGGGCUACCUCAAAACUUUAACCUGGGUAUUUAAACUCCAGCCUAAAAGCACUUCUAUAGGAAGACACAAGGACUCUGAUCUCUGUCUUCAGAAUGGUGGGGUGGAAGAGUUUCAUGCUACUAUUGACUGGUGUGAAGCGGAGAGCUGCUAUUUUAUUCGGGACCUGAACUCUGCUCAUGGCACUUACGUCAAUGACUGUCGCAUACACAAUGCCACUGUGCGACUCUCUCAGGGAGACCAGCUUCACUUUGGCUACGGAGGAUCAACCUAUGAGCUCUCCAUUGACAGCGAGAAACCAUUUCCUCUUCUCGCUGCCCAGUCUCCCACUCCCCAGGCCUGGGUACGGGCUCGGACCCCCUCUGUUACACCCCACCCUCCCACCAGACCACGGCCCAUGAGCGCCGGGUCCAAACGGUGUCACGUUACACCUGAUCGCAGGACCCAUUCAAACAGACCAGGGAGUUGGAGUGGUAACACAGGAAGAGGAUGUAGUAAGACUGUACCUCAAAAUUCUCAAAGCAUCCAAUUCUUGCCACUGAAAAGGGAGUUGUGGUUGCAUUGGCCGGGAGAGGGACUUGAUCAUGUGCCUGUGUGCCUUGAGAAUGAGUCUCAGAGGAAAGAUGAUGUUAUCAUGGCCCUUAAGGAGGAAGUGUCAGCUCUCAAGCUCCAGCUGUCUCAGAGCAAGCAGGCUGAUCCAGAGGUCAAGCACAGACUCCGCUGCCUGGAGAGUGACAUCAAAGAGAAAAAAGAUCAGAUACAACAGCUAAAAGAUCAGAUGCUUGAGCUUCAGAGGUGUUCUGGAGAGAUGCUUGGACAGGCUGUGUCAAAGAGAGACCUGAAGAUCAGCAGUCUCUCAGAACAGCUGGAUAAACUGAGAAAUGAAAAUAACUCAUCGACAGCAUUGGUUAGCAGUUUGCAGAGAGAUCUAACUGCUCGAGAGAAACAGGCUCUGAAACUAGCUGCUGAGGUGGACAAGCUCAGACAAGAUUUCAGACACAAAGAUGCCAAGCUCACAAACUUGGCAGACAAGUUGAAAGAGACCCAGAAGCAUCAUGAUGAGCUUAUUGCCAGGCAAAACAAUGUAGAAUCCCUCAAGAAAGAACAGGCCUCUCUGCUCUCUGAGGUGGACAGACUGAAGCAGCUCCACCAGCAGACACAGCAGAGAGAACAGAGAGUCCAAGCAGAACUCAAACAGACACAGUCAUGCUUUGACAGUUUUCGUAAGCAGGUCAUCAAGGCUGCACAACUCAACUCUGACAAAGAGUCAGACCAACAGGUGUUGGACUAUUUAUCUGAGCUAAUGGAACAAAUGGAGAUGUACAAAACCAAAGCACAUGAGUUUGAAAAGAAACUCAAAGAGGAAAGUGAGAGACAGAGGAAAAUGUCAGAAGAGACCCAGAAAUUCAGAGCUAGACUAGAGGAAUGUCAGAGUCGUGUACAAACUGCAUGCAUGGCAGAUGCAGUGCAAAUGGAAAUAUCUGCACUGCAGGGCAUGAGUUUGAGUCCUGCGCUCAGCUGGGUUCAGGAGCAUUCGCUCUCAAUACUUAACCUCCUGCAUGCACUACAGCAUACAACUGUUCAGAGGCUUCAGACAGCAGGGGUAGAUGUAUCAGCAAAUACUGGAGGAGUAUCAGCUGCCUUACAGAUUUUGUGCCAGGAGCACAAGAACAACCAAUCAGAGCUCAGGAAUCUAAAGUCAGAGAUACAAAGGCUUCAAGAGAGAGAGAUGCAGAGCAGAGAUCUUCAAAGCAGACUUGAGUCUAUGCAGAAGCUGCUGGAGAUGGAGAGGCUACAGGCUGCAGAGUCACAGAGUGUCUUGAAAAACACACUGAUGAGGCAACUGGAGGAGGUGAAGGCUGAUCUACACUCAGUUCAACAAACAGAGGAUGCCUUGCGCAGAGAGAUGGAGACACGCAAAGCUGAGUGGCAAACCGAUAAAGAAAAAGCCAAGGUACAAGAGGCAGAGCUGAAAGAAAAGCUGCAUGAAAUACAGCUCAGAGAGGAUGAAAGGAACAAGAUGAUGGAGUAUGAGGAGAAAGAGGUGAAGGCCCUUCAGAGAGGAGCUGAAGAGGAGAGAGAGAGACACCGUGUGGAGGUGGAGGAAUACAGGGAGCAGGUGCGACAGCAUGCAUUCACCAUCGUUGCCAUGGAAACACAAAUAAAUAAAGCCCAGCAGAGUCAGGAAAGAUGGAGAGAGAUGGAAGAGGAGAGAGACUUACUAAAGGAACAGCUCAAGGAAGCGCUGAGGCGAGUGGAGGAAACUGAAAGCAACUACACAUCUUACACAUCAGAAAAAGAACAAGGACUGGAAAAGACCAUAACAUCCCUCAGGAAAUCUCUACUCACAUCCCAACAGGAUGUGAUCAGUCAGAAUGAGAUCAUCAAAGCCUUAAGCUGUGAUCUGGCUCAAGCCCAUGCUCGCCUAUCUGACAUGACAGGAGAGCUGAGUGAACAGCAGAAGUUGGAGUUGGAGACUCACAGAGCUUUAGUGGUGGACCAGAGGAUGCAACUGAGCAUGCUUACACAGAAGCUAACCAUGAUGUCACAACUGGUGGAACAGAAAGAGGAAGAGACAAAAAAGCUGGCUGAAAAACUGAGACAAAUUGAGGAGGACCUGAAAAGUAAAGCAGCAGCGAACAGAGAGAUGAGGAACACAAGCCCCGUUCCACUUCAAACCUCAAGAAACACUAAAGAUGUGGCACUCAUGACAACUCCUAAUGAUCUCAUCCAUCAGAGGUCAAAGCACAAAGGUAAUCGCCGUGAGGAAGUGAUACUUCAGCAGCAGGAAGGUUUGCGUGACAUGAGAGAGCGAAUCAGAGCUCUAGAACAGAAAUGGCCCACCAGGCGUGUUGUCCAGCAGGGGGAGCCAGAGAGGCGGGGUGAGAUGAAGAGUGAGAGGCUACAGAAAUCUGCAUUUUUGAGAGAAUCCAACAGUUCUGUGAGUGGUUUAGCAUUCCCUGAAGCUCUGACAGAGGCAGCACGAGAACGCACAGCCAGGCUGGACAUGUCUGAUGCUCUGGAGCUUAGCGAGAGAACAUACCUGGAGCUAGCACAGGUGCUGUGUGAAGCUCUGGAGCUCAGCGAGGGGGAUCUGUCAGGCUGUGCUAGUUUAAAGCACCUCCCACCUGAUGAGAGACAGCACAUAGUCUCCUUGAGACAAACAGACCUGGAGCUUUUGAAAACCCAACUUGAUCUUCAGAAAAGCUAUAGCCAACAGCAAGAAUUACUGUUGCAGGAGAACCAGAGAGAGAUACACACACACAGAGAAAGCUUGGCGCUGGCGCACCAAUUGCAGACCGAGCUUGAGAGUGUGAAGGCAGAGCUGGAGACUCAGAAACAAGAGACUGAACAGCUUCGUCAGGCUCCACAGGACAGCAACAGCCAGCUGCAAAGAAACCAGCAACAACAUAGUGUUGCCAACAGAAAUAAUAGGGGUUUGAGUAUGGAGAGAACAGACAGAAGAACUGGAAGAGUGGGCCAUCACAGCUGUAUACCAAAUGAAAGCUAUGAGAAGGUCUCAGUGGUGAAGAAACAGAUCUCAUGGGGGAAGAUAAAAAAGAGAGAGAGCAAGGUGGAGAAUCUGAAAAAAGCAGCAGGGCGGAAAGAGCAACAGAUCUGUUCGAUGGUGUCUGAUUUGGCCAGUUCUCUACAAGCCCCAGAGAUCUCACAGCUCCCUAUGCUCACCGAGGCCCACUGAUAUGGACACAGCUCAAGACCAUCUUUGAUCAUGCAACCGUGCAUUUAAUCACACUUGGGUUGACUGGGAUAUCAAGUCUGGGUUCAUGGAGAAAAUGCAUUUUGCCAAGAUCUGUCACAUUAGUAACUUGAGUUGUCAGAAUUAAUACGCUAACCUAUGUGAUUAAUUUAAAAUGCAUUUACCAAUAUGAUGUUAGAUUCUGACAUUUUAUACAGCUUCGUGUGAAUUCUGAAUGCUGGUUGGAAUAGGGCAGAACCUUUGUGAUGUGUUAGAUGUGCGCAAAUCAUGUAAAUGCGGCUUCACGAUUGCUGUAGCAUAGUGCUAUAAUAUUUUAUAAUAAUAGUCAUUUUAUUCUGAAUUUGUUGUUAUCCUCAUCUAUAUCAGCACUUGUAUACUUGUAUUGCAGUUAGAUAGGCACAGAUAUAUAAAGACAGUUUAAUGAUCCUCAAAUGUUAAAACACAGCUAAACACACCCACAUUAAGUAUAAACAGUUAAAAAGUGCAAUACACGAUUUUUUGGUGAAGAGUGACAAUUCAGUGUUGAUCAUUUGUCUUUUCUGUAUAAAUAACCGAACAGUUUCCAUUUCAAUAGUUUCCUGCAUCUAUUCAUACACAAACAUUUUUAGACUAGACCUGCAUCCAAAGUUAAGUCAAGACAAGUCAAUUUUAUUUGUAUAGCGCCUUUCACAACACACAUCUUUUCAAAGCAGCUUUA